CACCAUUCAACCUUCAAGAGGUGCAGGAACAUUCAGACAUGCCGGCAGACCUCUUCAACGUCGAGAAACAGCUUGUCUUUUAUGGCGCGUACCACUCGAAUAAAGUCAAUGUCCGGAUACAUAUGGUUUGUGUGCCGAUAUUAAUCUGGACGUUCCAAAUCAUGCUGGCUUCACUCCCAACACCGUCAUUCUUCCCUGAAUGCCAACAUGACUUCAACUCUGUGCUUUCGUUCAAGUUCAACUGGGCUACUGUACAGGCCCUUCUGUACUUUGCGUACUACUUCACGCUGUUGCCAUCCGCCACUUUAUUAUAUGCCCCGCAGUCUGUAAUUUCACUUCUAUCGGCGAUUGCCGUGGCGCACGACCAGUCGAACGUAGUAAAGGCACUUGCAUUGCACGUUGUAUGCUGGCUGGCGCAGUUCUAUGGACAUGGUGUGCAUGAACGUCGGGCUCCUGCGCUGCUUGACAACCUCAUUGGCGGUAUGUCAUGCCGCAUGUCGCAAUUUGAGUGCUUAUUUACUUUGUUUGCAUUGACAGCCGUUGUACUUGCGCCCUUCUUUGUCCACCUCGAACUUCUCUUCGAACUUGGCUAUUUCCCCACCCUGCAUCGUAACAUGAAGAAUGGUAUCGGGAAAGAGGUCUUAAAGUUCAGGACAUCCGAGGCACAGAAGAAACGUGCCUCAUGAAGCCCGUCGAAUAGAGGCUGCAUUAUGUUCGGAAGACUUUUGCGCACAUUGAUCAUUUUGGAUAAUGCAUUCCAUAAUACACCACCACGACUCUGUACCCAUUUGCAAUUAUAACUACUGUAUUCUCAUGUAUAUUUUGUCUGAAUGUAACUACGUCUUUCCGCCCGCGAACGUUGGCGUUUUGUCUUCGUCAAAUAUCCAAAGCAAUAGAUGGGGCAUUCAUAAGUCUCUGUAAGUAGUCGUUUAGAACCAGUCGUUGUUCGUCGUGAGCCCUGACGCAAGCGCGUGUGACGUUUAUUGCAAGGCAGGCCGACGAGAAUAUUAACGUCUCAGAACGAGUAAUGUUACUGUCAUUCAAUCCAAUAAAAAUAAAUCUCCUUUAUUCGAUAUUUAUGCGUCACUUUUUCUUCCUUCUAUCAGCCUCAACGACAUAAAAGCCAUCCCUCGUCACCUUCGCAUGUCGUAACAAAGCCUUCCCAUGCUCAACCUCCGGAUCGUCAAACUCCACUUCUCGAGUAUUUGAGGACAACUUCAUUCCUUUCCCUGCUUCCCAUAUCCUUCCGUCCGGUAUCACACUCGUACUCUCACCCUCACCCAUAGUCUCAUUCCUAUCACCAUGUUCACCAGUCUGAUCCUCAGGAACUUGCCGAAGACCAGCAGAGGAACCAGAGGAGGUAUCGACAAGCCUAACAGCUUCCACGAGCCUCACCAUCUCUUCCAACUCUUCUCUCAGCCUCUCGGCUUUCUCGGAUCCUUCUUCGGGCGGGACAAGAGCAGAGAGCUUGUGUAGUUUUAUCAGCUCUGCGUGAGUGAGGCGUGGACGUGGGUAGGACGCGAGGAGUGCGUGGACGGACCACGUUGGUUUUGUUGGAAUCGGGUCGACGUCUGAUGGAUUGGACUUGUUGGAAUUUGCAUGAGAAGAGGAGAGAGAAAAGA
Molecule: messenger RNA, 1622 nt
Organism: Fomitiporia mediterranea MF3/22
Lineage: Eukaryota; Fungi; Basidiomycota; Agaricomycetes; Hymenochaetales; Hymenochaetaceae
Product: DUF962-domain-containing protein
Exons: 5
Coding region: 39-686 (215 amino acids)
Biological process (GO): sphingoid catabolic process
Cellular component (GO): endoplasmic reticulum
Source: RefSeq, a predicted model, not a curated record